UUAUAUUUGUUUUCGAAAGAAUCAGGCUUAAUUUAUUUCUUAUUUUAUUUCAAAACCAAAUCAUACACUUAUUAGAUAUUAUCGACUGGAUCGCAAGCUAGACAUUUUCUUUUCCUCGAAAUAAUACACAGUUAAAUAAAUAUAUAUAUAUAUAGGUAUUUAAAAUAUAUUCGUCGUAAAAAUGUUCACAAUCCACGAGGGAGAAAUUAUUUUGAAAGAAAAGUAUGGUUCUUCUUCCCUAGAAAGAUUGUAUAUAAAACCGCCUGAUCAAGCAAAUGUAAUGGUAUUAGACAGUGAAAAGUUUAGUGAUAUGUCUGGGUGGUUUGCCAGAGUGUUUCUACCCAGUGGAUAUCCUAACAGUGUUAGCAAGGAUUACUUAGCAUACCAAAUAUGGGAUACAGCCCAGGCUUUCUGCAGUACAAUUACAGGGAUACUGGCAACUCAAGAGGUUCUCAGAGGGGUGGGUGUGGGGGACACAAGUGCAACACCACUAUCUGCCACUGUAACUUGGGUGUUCAAAGAUGGAUGUGGCCAUCUUGGCAAAAUUUUAUUUGCAUUUAGCCAUGGUACAUAUUUAGAUGCUUACAGCAAGAAAUGGCGUCUUUAUGCUGAUACAUUGAAUGAUGCAGCUAUGUGCAUUGAGAUAGCUCUGCCACUUUUUAAAAACUACACAACAUUUGCUUUGUGUGUCAGCACUGUAAUGAAAGCAAUAGUUGGAGUUGCAGGUGGAGCAACAAGAGCAGCGAUGACCCAACAUCAUGCAAUCAGAGGAAACUUGGCUGAUGUAUCUGCUAAGGACUCUGCUCAGGAAACAGCUGUUAAUCUGAUUGCCUCUAUAACUGCAAUAAUGAUACUUACUAUAUUUGGGAACUCGCUGGUUAUAUUUUUAAUCAUGAUUAUUCUCCACAUAGCCUGUAAUUACUUAGCGGUGCGCGCUAUUUGCUUAAGGACGUUGAAUGAGCCCAGGUUUCUUCAAUUUAUUGAUCUCUACUUGAGACGUGAAAUCAUCGCUGCACCAUGCGAGAUCAAUAGAAAUGAGCCCAUUAUAUUCUAUCAAUUGGGACCAAAUUUAUUAGACUUAAAACUAUGUGGAUUUCAAAUAAAAAUGGGAAGAUCGAUAAAAAAAUUGAUGUCUAAAGUGAAUAAAACAUCAUUCUUGAUAAGACUCAUCGAAGUAUACAAGGACAGAAACUACAUACUUGUGCCAAACAUCAGCAACAGAAAAAUGUUUGUUCUUGUCAGAGAGAACGCUAGUACGGAGGACAUACUAUGUGCUUAUUUCCACGCUGUUUUACUUGCAAUUAUCACGUGUGCUAUCAACGAUUGUCCCCUGGCCGUGUAUCAGAAUUCCGGGGACAUUCGUCCAUUUGCCCAAAUCUGCCAUACAUUGCAGUCAGCAGAGUGGAGUCGUGAAGCGUCUGAUUUUGUCAAUUCUGUUAGCGGCUUCCAGUACGAACCCUCCCAUGACCUCACUGCCUACGUCGACAACAUAGUACAAAAAGAAUGGGAGUACAUCCGGCAUGUCUUAGUGAAAAUUGGUUGGGAUCUUACAAAACAUCUGCUUCUAGUAGACGAAUGGCGUGUCGGCUGUAAACUAAAACCUGUGGAACCGAUUGCACCGGAGAGUGAAGAGGAUAUUAAUGGUAUCAUAACUCCUAAUUCCAGAAUCAUCCCAUUUGGAGAUAUACUUAGUGAUCUUGAAAACGAUCACUGUAGUGAAAAAGAAACAUUUACUGUAGAACCUGAUGACUCGGGACUCAAAAUACGAUCACAUGAAUCGUCCAAAUCCAAAUCACUCAAAGCUUUUGAUUCAAAAUCAAUGGUAACAAAUACAAUUUUAGAGGGAACUCCUUCAAAAUCGUCAAUUAAAAGUCAAACUGUCAGCGUAAAAGAUGCUGCAACUGCAACUGCAACGACUACAACGCAAGCGAACCCGACAACAAUCGCGCAAACCAAGAAAGUAGACUGAUUUAUCUCCUAUAUGCGAUUUUAAAUAACGAUUACCUAAUUAUGAAGAUUUUGAUACAAGUCAGUGUAUGGAAUAAUAGGUUUGGUUGAACUUAGAGACGAAAUCAUUAUUAAUAACAUUCGAAAUAAGUUUCAACAUUCAUUUCCAUAAGAAUAAGACAUUGCUACGAUUUAAGAUUUUGAAUGUUAAAAUCAAAAUUGGUUAAAAGUUCGCGAGAGACAUACUUUGUACUUAAAAUGUAUAAAAUUUUGUAUCAUCAUCAUGGGGUGCCAUCUUCAAAUUGAAGUUUGGAGGUCAGCAUACGGAAACCCUCGCGGCUUUGGGCCGCUAUAAAAAAUACUAUUUUGUAUACUACGAGCAUAACACCAGAUUGCUAAUAUUCGUUUAUGAAAGAGAAUUGUCAGUGCACCUAGUCCGAUGUUCAGACCGAGACCAUACACUUAGUUAACGUACGCUCAUGUACUUCUGUACAAGUGCUGUAACAAAUAGCUAGUGUUAGCCCCAAGAGGCUAUAUCACCGAAUAUAGCCGAUAUGUUUAGUUCCGUUUCGCAAAAUAAGUCUAGGAAGACUUGGUACAAAAAUACAACUAUUACUAAUACACUAUUUAGGUAGGUACCUAACACUGUGUGAGACUGCAAACCUGUAAGAAAAAAAUCAUUUGCGUUUACUUAAUAAAAUAAAAGUAGGAUUAAAUACAUGUAAGAAAUAUGAAUAAGCCGAUAAUAUAUUGUAGACAUUAUGCGAUAGAAAUACAAACUAAAUGUUUAUGCCCCAAAUAUACUAGUUUCGAAAGGGGUUCGCGUUGUAGUGCAAGUCUAUUAAUUUGGGACUCUAAUAUUAUUUACUUUUAGCAUUCCUAGCAGGACCUGUAUAAUUUUAUGUAAAAUGCCAGUGCGUAAGCUAAAAGUUCCUAUUGUAUAUUAUAUAAUUAACAUUACAAUUAAAUUCUUAUGUGAAUGUCUUUCCCCGUGUUGUAAUUAUUCGUAAUCAAAAUUAUAACACGUAAAGCUUCCAUUUUGGAAACCCUGUAUGCAAAAAUUAUUCAUUAGCUAAUAAGUAGGUAAGUCAAAAUAAUUGAAGUAGAGUGCAACCCUGGGUGUAGCCAUAAAUGGAAUUUAGCAGUAACAUUAGCAUUGCUCAAUUUUACAAUAUAUGAGUAAAAUAAAUAUACAAAUAUAAAUUAAUGGUGCUUGAGUUAUUAUUACUUUUUAUUAACAUGCUGCAUUAAUUGUUGUGCUCUAAUGCUUAAAGUAAAAUCUUGGUUUCUCCCUGUUGAGUUACACCGCGAUUUGGAACACUGCUACACAAUCGAGAGAAAAUAUCCCGUAGUGUAUUCCCGUUCAGUAAUACACACUUCAAACCAAUGUUUUAUUGUCCAUUAAUAUUAUAUCUGGAUGUCAUUGUCGACUAUUACUGUAUUUAUUACAUUUUCCUAUUCUGUUAAACAUAUAAAAUACAAAAUGUUUACUCCUUGUUUUGAUCUUCGUAUUACUGAACGGAAAUAUAUUAUAGUGCCAUUAGGUAGCAGUAUCAUCGGGAGGAAGAUCGUUGCAAUGUGGGACACUACUACACAACGGGAUUUUUUUUCCUGUUUAGUAGAGUUCUUGAAAUUUUUUUGUAGUCUGCUUCUUUGGAAGAUUUUUAUUUCCAAGUUUAUUUUGACUUGCUUUAAUUAUUUUGUAACAAGAAUUUAUGUUACGAAAUUUUUUUACGGAUACGGUACCCUAAAAACUUGGUGGCAAAUAAAACAAAAUUGUACUACA
Plodia interpunctella (Indianmeal moth) is the source of this 3733-nucleotide messenger RNA. RefSeq lists its product as uncharacterized. The record is from RefSeq and is a predicted model, not a curated record. The transcript is spliced from 9 exons. The coding region runs from base 182 to 1969 and encodes 595 amino acids. NCBI's taxonomy places the organism in Eukaryota, Metazoa, Arthropoda, Insecta, Lepidoptera, Pyralidae.